AUGGAGUACGAUCCGGAAAAGGGUCUUGACAAGACCAAUUUCUCCACUGUUGAUCAGACCUCUCUCGAUGUCGCAGUCGACAAUGCUGCUCCACGUGAGACUGGUUUGCUAGCCAGGCUUCGGGCUCUGGAGGAGAGAAUGGACAAGAAGCUGGGUCUGGAGUCUGAGGCCAUCACACGCAAGCGCGACGAAGACAAAAAGCCCGUGCAUUGGGUGGAAGAGUUGUCAAUGGCCUUGCUAUGGGCUAGCAGUACACUCAACACCUCAUGCUUUGCAACAGGUUUCUUGGGCUGGGAAUUCGGCCUUACUCUGAAACAAUCCAUCCUUAUCACCAUCUUCACAUCUAUCCUGGCCGCAUCUCUGGCUGGCUUCUGCGCAACCUUUGGCGCUGUGACCGGUUUGCGUCAGAUCAGUGUCGGUCGGUACAGUUUCGGAUGGUGGCCGAAUAAGCUUGUCGCCCUGCUUAACGGAAUUCAGCAGCUGGGCUGGGCAGCCGUCGCAUGUAUUACAGGCGGUCUCGCAUUAACCGCUGUGUCUGACGGUCGUGUCUCCUUGAUCCUGGGUAUCGUCAUCCUGGCGGUUAUCGCACUGAUCAUCUCCUUCGUCGGACUGAAAGCUAUCCUGCUCUAUGAGCGAUGGGCCUGGUUGGUCUUCUUUGUCAUCUUCCUCAUCAUCUUUGGUGAGGUUGGCCAGUAUGCAGACAAUACGGCCCCAGCCACUGUGACGGGCCGCGGUCUCUCGGCUGCCGUUCUCAGUUUGAUUGGAGUGGUAUACGGAUCCAGCGCAUCGUGGUGCACAAUGGCGAGUGAUUACUAUGUUCACUACCCUGCCAAUGUCAGCCGGGUAAAGGUGUUCUUGAUGACCACUUUCGGUAUUGCCAUUCCGACCUCCAUUGGUAUGGUGGCUGGUUGUAUCGUUGCCUCUGCCCUGAACAACAAGCCUGAGUGGUCCGCAGCGUACGAUCAGGGAAUUGGCUAUCUGAUUCAGGAUAUGCUCCACCCCCGCGGAUUUGCGAAGUUCCUCCUAACCCUCCUCGUCCUGUCCGGUAUCAACGUCAACGUUAUCAGCAUCUACAGCUCUGCUAUUUCCUUCCAGCAACUUUCCCGACCCUUCGCUCGUGUUCCUAGGUUCAUAUGGACUAUCAUCUGCUUCGUCUGCAUCCUAGCACUGUCGAUCGGCGGCCGCGCGAAGCUCAACACAUACCUCCAAGACUUCCUGAGCUUGUUGGGAUACUGGUGCACCAGUUACGCUGUGAUUCUCCUCGAGGAACACUAUAUCUUCCGCAAGGGCAACUUCGACAACUAUGACUUGGAAGGGUGGAAUGACCCGGCCAGACUACCUCUGGGUAUCGGUGCGGGUGUGGCCUUUGCCCUCGGAGUUAUUGCGUGGGUUAUGGGUAUGAGUGAGACAUGGUUCGUGGGACCUCUUGCCAAGGUUAUCGAUGGCGGUGAUGUUGCCAAUGAGUUUACUUUUGUGGUGACUGCUUUGAGUUUUCUUCCAGCCAGGUACUUGGAGCUGAAAUACUUCGGUAAAUAA
Penicillium odoratum is the source of this 1536-nucleotide messenger RNA. RefSeq names its product putative nucleoside transporter. Bases 1 to 1536 code for a protein of 511 amino acids. The transcript has a single exon. Lineage: Eukaryota; Fungi; Ascomycota; Eurotiomycetes; Eurotiales; Aspergillaceae. Gene Ontology annotation, biological process: transmembrane transport. The record is from RefSeq and is a predicted model, not a curated record. Gene Ontology annotation, molecular function: transmembrane transporter activity. Gene Ontology annotation, cellular component: plasma membrane; fungal-type vacuole membrane.